AUUAUUUAUGAGAGAACACACCUAAAGCCCCUAUUUUAAAGCAUUCACAAGUGUAACAUUCUAAGGCGCCUAUAGCCAUUGUCUUCAAACAAACAAAGUUAGAAGCUUGUGUUUUCUGUGUCUUUCUUCCCCAAUUCUUAAUUUAUUAUUAUUAUUUUUUUUUUCUUUUUCCAAAACUUGGAAUUUCGGGGUAUGGGGACAUAUGGUGGAGGCAAAUAUGAAAAUGGAGGAGCAUUAAUUUUGGACAAAUAUUCAAGCACAGAUGGUAGUGAUGCAGUUACUGCUAAACCACUCACUAAAGAAGAUCUCAUAAAUUACUUUGUCUCUGGAUUCAAGCCCAAGGAUCAAUGGAGAAUAGGGACAGAGCAUGAGAAGUUUGCAUUUGAAGUGGAAACUUUACGUCCUAUCAACUAUGAACAAAUUAAAAAGCUGCUAUAUGGCGUUGCUGAGAAAUUUGGCUGGGAUCCAAUUAUGGAUGGUGACAAUAUUUUGGGACUCAGAAAGGGUGAACAAAGCAUAACGCUAGAGCCUGGUGGUCAACUUGAGUUUGGAGAUGGACCUGUUGAAACUCUGCAUCAAGCCUGGGCUGAGAUUGAUAAACACAUCUAUCAGGUUAAGGAGGUGGCAAAAGACAUGGGAAUUGGAUUUUUAGGGAUGGGUUACAAUCCCAAAUGGAAGAACGAAGAGACACCAAAAGUUCCCAAGGAACGAUACGAGGUUUGGAGGGAGUACUUACCUAAAGUUGGAAGGCUUGGACUUGAUAUGUUAUACCGUAUGUGCAGCAUUCAGGUUAAUUUGGACUUCAGUUCUGAAGCUGACAUGAUCAAGAAACUCCGUGCUAGUCUCGCUUUGCAACCUAUAGCAACUGCUUUAUUUGCAAAUUCACCAUUUACUGAGGGCAAGCCAAAUGGUUAUCUCAGCAAAAGAAGCCAGGUUUGGAUGGAAUUUGAUGAUUCUCGAACGGGUAUGCUCCAUUUUGUUUUUGAUGACUCAUUUGGAAUUGAGAAGUUUGUGGAUUAUGCACUUGAUGUUCCAAUGGUCUUUGUUCGUAGGAAAAAUAAGCAUAUUCCAUGCGAUGGAAAAACUUUCCGGGAUUUCAUGGCAGGAAAACUUGCUUGUUUGCCAGGUGAAUUGCCAACCAUGAAUGAUUGGAAUUACCAUUUGGGAACAAUAUUUACUGAGGUUAGAUUAAGACGAUACCUGGAGAUGAGAGGUGCUGAUACAGGGCCAAUAAGCACAUUAAUAGCUUUGCCAGCUUUUUGGGUGGGUUUAUUAUAUGAUGAGACUUCAUUGCAAAAUGUUAUGAACAUGAUAGCUGAUUGGACCCAGGAAGAAAGACAGAUGUUGAGGAAUGAGGCUCAUAAGACUGGUUUAAAGACUCCAUUUAGAGGUGGAUCGCUAAGGGAGGUUGCUGAAGUUGUUGUCAAGUGGGCAAAGGAAGGCUUGGAAAGAAGAGGAUUAAAGGAAUCAGUGUACCUGGAUGAUAUUGAAGAAAUUGCAAAAACAGGUGAGACAAGGGCCGAGAAGCUUUUGAAAUUGUACCAUGGAAAGUGGGGACAAAACGUUGAUAAAGUAUAUGAAUAUGAGGAGCUAAUCUACUGAUGAGUGAUGACAAAGUAAAUUUUCUACGUUGGG
Messenger RNA from Ziziphus jujuba (common jujube), 1635 nucleotides. Its product is annotated as glutamate--cysteine ligase, chloroplastic. The record is from RefSeq and is a predicted model, not a curated record. Gene Ontology annotation, molecular function: glutamate-cysteine ligase activity. NCBI's taxonomy places the organism in Eukaryota, Viridiplantae, Streptophyta, Magnoliopsida, Rosales, Rhamnaceae. The transcript is spliced from 15 exons. Bases 193 to 1602 code for a protein of 469 amino acids. Gene Ontology annotation, biological process: glutathione biosynthetic process; modified amino acid biosynthetic process.